This is a messenger RNA of Paramormyrops kingsleyae, 2470 nucleotides long. RefSeq names its product THAP domain containing 4 (gene thap4). NCBI's taxonomy places the organism in Eukaryota, Metazoa, Chordata, Actinopteri, Osteoglossiformes, Mormyridae. The record is from RefSeq and is a predicted model, not a curated record.
AGUACCGACGUGUCCCAUGAUUUGGGUGUCUGUUUAUUAUAAUCCAAUGUGUAUUGCAAAACUUUUUAGGCAUCUGCACCGUGAACAUUUGAAUGUACUCUAAUGUAGCUAGCUAAAUACAGAUAUUAAGUUUAAAGGGGAGUUUCAUCUUAAAGUAAUUAAAGAAAUUUCUGCCAUGCAUGUGUUCGUGCCGUGGAAAUUCUAUACAUUUUUAGUUCCUGCGUUUUUUUCUGACUGUCUUAACAUUUUGUACGUUUUCCUUUGGAUUGUUAUUUUUCGUACUCAUUUUUUUAUUGGCCAACUAUAAUUUACACUACAUGCAGACCUCUUGAAUGUUCAAUAACAUCCGGUCAAUAAAAUACAGUAGAAAAUAAAUGUCUUAGGAUAUUUAAAUAGCUCACAUCUAGCUUAUUAAUGUAUGAAAAAAUUCUCAGUAAAAUACACUAUUUAUUAAUUUAAUAUACAUGGAAUAGCAAUAAAAACUACAACAAAUGGUAAGUUCCCGUGCGAUCGGGCAUUAGACUAGAAGAAGCAACAUCAGUUAAUAAAUGUGCAAACAAAAACAAACGCCAUUGUGCUGUACGUCACAGAGAAACUUGGCUUCGUGAAACGUGCAGUGCUCCGCCAUUUUCCUGUACGGCCGUGGGACUUCCCUUGGUUAAUAUCUAUUGUAGUGUGGAAAUUAGUUAUUGCAAGUAUCCAUUACAUUUUAGCAAGGUAAGAUGGUAAUCUCAUGCGCUGCUGUAAACUGCACUAAUCGUCAAGGCAAAGUGGAUAAAACCGAGGUGUCAUUUCAUAGGUUCCCCAUAAAAAAUGCAAGCCGUUUAGCCAAAUGGAAACGGGCGGUGAGGCGGGAGAACUGGAUGCCCAACAAGUACUCCUUCCUGUGCAGCCGACACUUUACCCCAGACAGCUUCCUGCCGGGCUGUGAGGACCAACACAGGCAGCUCAAGGCCGGUGCUGUGCCGAGCAUCUUUGACUUCAGCCCCGUGGACAAGGGCACAAGGGGCAGCAUCCGCAAGAAACUGCUGAGUGCACAGGAGUCAGAGGAUGAGGAGGAAGAGGCAGCAGCGGCCUAUAAAAGGCCUACGCAGAGUUACAGAGGGCAGUCAAAGGGAAUAAGAAUUUCCUCAAUACCGGGUUACAAUGAUCACACCGGUGCUGUCAUCUCUGGUCCUGAUACUAACCCGGCGGCCCCUGGUGGCUUGCCUCCGCAGCCCCUGAGUCAGCAGACUGUAGGAGAGUGGUCUCUGGAUGGAGAGGAGGAGGUCUUCAAGCCCUCAUCCUGCGACCUCAUCGAUGCCUUGCACUCUUACAGCAGCACCUCCCGCCCGGAACGAGGCCACUGCAGGCACUGGGGUCGCAGCCCUGGCGGAGCGGCGUGUGCCAAACCGGGGGAAAGGGCACCCCUCACGGCCAGACCAACGGGGCCACGUCAGAGGGGCGUGACACGACGGCAUCACCGGCCAGGAUUACAGAUACGGAGGUUGAGGAGGCGUUUGGGAAUCCCCACAGAGGCCCCUUUAAACCCAGCAAUCGCGCCCCUCGACUGGCUGCUGGGAUCUUGGGAGUCGGACGAGCCGGGGGAGGGCUCCUUCCCCACCAUCGCGCCUUUUCGCUACACCGAGACGCUGCACUUCAGCCAGGUCGGCCAGCCCGUCAUCAAUUUCAUGUUCAAUGCCUUCCACGCAGAGAGUAAAAAACCACUGCACAGAGAGUGCGGCUUCAUUAGGAUUCAGCCUGGGACCAACAGAGUGGCUUUCAUCAUCGCCCAGAACUCAGGCCUGGUGGAGAUCGAGGAAGGCCAGCUCGCCGGCCAGCUGCUCUCCCUGCAGAGCCAGGCCCUCGCCAGGGCCUCCUUCUCCAAGGAGCCUCACGUCCAACAGAUCACCAGGCUCUUCCAGCUGAGGGCAGACGGCAAGCUGGAGCAGACGGUCUCCAUGGCGACGGGGGACCAGCCGCUGACACAGCACUUGCACAUUAUUUACCGGCGGUCUUCCUGAUGACCUGGGCCCACGGCGCCCCCUCCUGGCACAGGGUUUAGUUGUAAUAUAUAUUUCCUUUACUCAGGACAAACUGACGAUAGUGGUAACCUUCUAAAUCCAUAUCAUGGUGAAAUGGCACCAUAUACAUUGUCAAAUACCAUGUUUUAUAUACUAUUUUAUGGCAGUGCCAAACUAACUGAUUGCUACACUCGUUUUUAUUUUUAAAAAACACGCACACACCUUUUAGAUAUCAGCCAUUAAUUCAGCAAAAACUCUUUACCGGUCCCUACACACAUUUGAGAUCGUACAGCAUUUAUUAAGACAUUUUUUUUCUUAUUGAAAUGAGUCGGGGGGGGUUGUGUAAUCACUUGUUUGUACUGGUAGUAGGUGCUUUGUAUUAAGUGUCCGGACGCUAGUAAUUUGUGAAGUUACUAUGAAAGUGCAUGUGAACGGCGAGGCUCAUUAAACAGACGUUCAGAACGACA